Penicillium chermesinum is the source of this 417-nucleotide messenger RNA. RefSeq lists its product as uncharacterized. NCBI's taxonomy places the organism in Eukaryota, Fungi, Ascomycota, Eurotiomycetes, Eurotiales, Aspergillaceae. Bases 1 to 417 code for a protein of 138 amino acids. The transcript has 2 exons. The record is from RefSeq and is a predicted model, not a curated record.
AUGUCAACUGUGAAUCUGGUCAAGUAUUAUUUCUACAGAGGAAUGAUGCCUAAAGAUCCCGAGCUUUUGCAGAACAUGGUUUCCCUCGCAUAUCAGACAGCUAGGGACCGCAAGUUGUACCCAAAAGCGAUCUUGAUCAGGUCCGGAUCUCACAAGACUACCACCAUCAAUGGUAGACACCAGGAAGAUCCGAAUGGUUGGCACCUUACUUUUCGUUAUAAAGAUUCAACGCAGCUCGCAAACGGGAGUCACACCGCGUGUCACGGAUACACCCCUGGAAAAGACGUAUGGGAGCUGGUGAAAUCUACUCAUGCCGGUGUGAAGUCAGACUCUGUUCUGAAGAAAAACGGAAAACCCGUGUGGCCGGCCGAGAACGAACUGGAGGUUGCUCCCGAAAUUGGCUAUGGGCAUCUGUGA